Gryllus bimaculatus (two-spotted cricket) is the source of this 14422-nucleotide messenger RNA. The record is from the annotation of a GenBank genome assembly. Lineage: Eukaryota; Metazoa; Arthropoda; Insecta; Orthoptera; Gryllidae.
ACAGACCGAUUGAUUACGGGUGGUUCGCGUGCAGAGUAGAGUCGGUCCUUGACCGACCCGUCACUGCAUGCACUUGCUUUGAGUUGUCUCCAGUCGCCUCCACUGAAAGUGAGGCGUGUUGUGUUUAUGUAUUUGAUACUUUUUUUCGUAGCGAGGAAAGACAAAAUAUUUCAGUUUCUUUUUUUCAUAUAUUGACAUAAACUGGCUAAAAAAUUCAAUUACUUUUUUCCACGAAUCUAGUGCUCACUAUCCUUGUGAAACGUGAAUUGAGUAUGGACAGAGUGAUAGGUGCAUCCUGUAUUCACAAUAUUUCUUCGCUACUUUGACGGAAAAGAAGACUAGGGAGUAACAGUGUUAAUUUCAAACAUGUUCUAAAAUUCAUAUUGUGUUGUAGGAAAUAUUUUCUAAAGCGUGCUGUUGUAAGGUUUUAAUCUAAUGGCCUAUCAUUUUAAUGAUAAUGUAUACACCAAAUCUUUCACUCCACGAGAAUAUCAGGUGGAACUUUUGGAUGCUGCUAAAGAGCGUAAUAUCAUUGUAUGCUUGGGAUCAGCUGCUGGCAAAAUAUUUAUUGCUACCAAGCUAAUCCAAGAACUUGCUAGUAUUGUCCGCAAGCCAUGGCGUGGUGGAGGAAAGCGCACACUUUAUGUGGUGGAUACCCCAACUCUGGUCGCCCAGCAGGCUGCGUACAUCAGGCACCUGACUGAUUUGAGUGUGGGAGAAUAUGUGCUGGAUACUGAAGAAGAACAAGCAAUAUGGUCAGUGGAUUGGGAAACCGAACUACAAACACAUCAGGUGCUAGUGAUGACAAGCACAGUUUGUUUUCAAGUUUUUAGAUGUGGAUUUCUUUCGUUUGUUGAUAUCAAUCUUAUUGUUCUUGAUGAAUGCCAUCGUGCUGUUAGGAACCAUCCAGUGCAGCAGAUUAUGCGUGAUUUUGACAAAUGUCGUCAGAGGCCACGAGUUUUAGGUCUUACUGCCCCUCUACUCAACAACACUUGUGAUCCUGCACGUUUAGAAGGAGAAAUCAGGAGAUUAGAGAUUUCUUUGCACAGUACUGCAGAAACUGCGAGUGACAUUGUUUCUGUUUUGAGUGAGAAAGAAAGUGGAGAGGUGACGAGAAGUGGUCCUGGCAAUUUUUCAGGCAUUGUGAGGACCGUGAUGCCAGGAUUCAGCUCACUAGGCAGGUAUUGUGCACGCCCUAAAGAGGUGGUAGUUGAAUAUGGUUUGCAUGUUGCUGGGAAACUGGACUUCAUUCUGGAACAGCAAGUUCAGGAUGCGAUAUCAUUUAUUAAUGAUCAUCGAUAUGAUCCAUCAGAAGUUUAUGAUGAAGAAUUUCAAGAAGAGCUCAAAGGGAUUCCAGAUCCAAAAAUUGAUCCUAUUAAAAUAUUUGAUGAAUUUCUGAACGUUCUUCACACUCUAGGACCAUGGUGUGCUGAUCGAGCAGCAUUAGUCCUUUUAAUUCAUCUAGAGAAAUUGAAAGUGAAAACACCAUAUGAGAGACAUUUCUUACUUCUUUGUAUGGUCUCUUCUGUUAUGGUAAAAAUUAGGGCUAUCUGUGAUGAUGUUUUCCAAGAGUAUGAUGAUCGUGACAGAAUCUACAAUUUCUCUUCACCAAAAGUUCUUAGAGUGCUAGAAGUAUUGAAGCAGUUCAAACCUGCCCAACUUCGUGAAGAUAAAAAUUCUGUAGCUUGUCUCCCAGAAAAUGAUAGCAAGGACCCGAAACCUCUCCCAAGUAAUGGAGAAUCUGUCAAUUUUAAAAGUGAUAAACAAGUAGCUGCUGAUGAAGUUAGUUCUUUAAGUAGUAAAUCUGACAUUAUGGAAAAGAAAGAAGAAAAUUGUGCAGAGUGCCUAUGUGAAGAUCAGUCAACAUUAGUUUCUGAAACAGAAGAAUGUUCUGCAAGUACUGAAGAAACUCUGCAAUUAGUAGUAAAUAAUAUUUCUCCACCAACUAUGCUGGAAGUGAACUCACUUCCAGAAGAAAUUCCCUUGGUUGAAACUUGUAACAGUGAAACUAGUAACUGCUCUAACAGCGAUUGUCAAAGUAAAACAUUGGCAAAUGAAAGUGAUCUCAAAGUGUGUGAUCAUGAGAAUACAGAUUGUGAUAAUAAGAACUGCUCUCACAUUCCAAAUUCUGCAGCCAUUCUGUUAACAGAAAAAGUUGUAAACCAAGUUAGUCAAAUGAAUGGAGUCUGCUCAAACAAACUUAUUAAUAUUAAUAGUGAUGAAGAACAGAAAGACUUGACAAAUGAAAAAUCUCAACCUAUUGAAACAAAUUCUGAAACAAAGAAUGAAAUCAGUGAAAAGAAAUUAGGCAAUAGUGCAGAGGCAUCACCAACCAAAAGCACUUCCUCUGUUAACAAAACUGCAGAUAAUAGUCCAAAGAGAGAGAAUCGGCAAGAGUCUUCAUUCCAUGGACAGUCACGGGGAUAUACGGGAAGAGGCAAAGGUCCAAGAUUUAACAGACGAUUCUUUCGUGAAGAUGCUUCUGGCAAAAAUGGCGAUAUGCCUUUUCGCCACUACCGAAACUUGAUGCAAGAUGAUGCUGAUGCCCUGUGUGGAAUUGUAUUCGUAGAACAGAGAUUUACAGCAAAAAUUUUGUAUCAUUUGUUAAAUGAUAUUCGACGAUGUGAUGAAGAUUUCUCUUUCCUCGCGGCACAGUAUACUGUAGAUAAAAUAGCAGACCCAGUUACAGAUCCAAGAGAAGCAGAAAUUGAACACAGAAAACAGGAGGAAGUUUUAAAAAGAUUCCGAAUGAGAGAAUGUAAUCUUCUGGUGGGUACAUCAGUACUGGAAGAAGGAAUAGAUGUUCCAAAAUGUAAUUUGGUUAUUCUGUUUGAUCCACCAUUGUCAUACCGCUCGUACGUGCAGUGCAAAGGACGUGCCCGAGCCCAAGAUGCCCACUUUGUUCUGCUGGUUGCAGAAGACCAUGUCAAUCAGUGUGUGCACGAUCUUGCCCAGUAUUAUGAAAUUGAACAGAUGUUGUUAAGAAAAUGUGCCAAUCGAGAACCUCCUGAGGAUGAAGAACAGGAAGCAGAUAAAUACAGUGACUGCAUUGAGGCAUACAGUCCUAUCAAUAGCCCUAGUAAUGCCUCUGUUAACAUGGCAACAGCAGUCACUCUAGUCAACAGGUACUGUGCAAAACUACCCAGUGAUACUUUCACAAGACUGACACCUAUGUGCUCAACAAGGAAAGUUAGAAGCUCUGACCAGACAAUUUACAUUUGUACUGUAAGACUUCCAAUUAACUCUCCCGUGAAACAAGAUAUUGUGGGCUUGCCAAUGCCUACUCGUGUCUUGGCCAGGCGCAUUGCAGCUUUGGAGGCCUGCAGGAUACUACACAAAGCACGCGAAUUGGACGACAACCUGCUUCCUGUAGGGAAAGAGGGCUUUCGCGUGCCAGAGGAGGAAGAGGAGUUGGCGUCAGGAAUUAUAGCAGAUGCCCUAACUGACUGCAGACCAACUCCAGGGCAACCUGCCUUUUUGUAUUACAUCAGUAUGGUUUUGACAUGUCCACUUCCAGAAGAACAGAAUACACGUGGAAGGAAAAUAUAUCCACCGGAAGAUUCUAUGCAAGGAUUUGGCAUUUUAACUUUAAAGGAAAUUCCUAAGAUUUGCCCAUUUCCUAUUUUCACUCGUUCGGGAGAAGUCAGAGUCAAACUUGAACUUACUGAAACUCAGGUUUUGUUGACUGAAGAGAAAAUUGAAAAGAUUGUAGCUUUCUUGAAUUACACUUUUACAAGUGUUUUAAGGCUUCAAAAGUAUCUGAUGAUGUUCGAUCCACAGGCUUCUGAAAAUUCCUACUUCAUCAUUCCUACAAAGAAAGAGGACAAAGACAGUCCAGCCGAAGUUGAUUGGGACUUUCUGGAUAGGAUUUAUGAAAAUAGAGAUUUGCGUCCAAGACCUGUACCUCAAGAAGAACGUGCAAAUUUUGCCUUUGAUCCUGUUAAAUAUCAUGAUGCUGUUAUUAUGCCGUGGUAUCGUAAUCAGGAUCAACCACAAUAUUUCUAUGUUGCUGAAAUAUGUGGACAUCUCAAUCCCAAGUCAUCUUUCCCUGGCUCGGAAUAUAAAACAUUUGAUGAAUACUAUUUCAAGAAAUACAAUAUUCAAAUACAAAAUAGUAAACAACCACUGCUUGAUGUAGAUCAUACAUCUGCCAGAUUGAAUUUUUUAACUCCAAGGUAUGUGAAUAGGAAAGGUGUAGCAUUACCUACAAGCAGUGAGGAAACUAAGAGAGCUAAACGUGAAAACUUGGAACAAAAGCAGAUAUUAGUUCCAGAAUUGUGUACUGUCCAUCCAUUUCCAGCAUCUUUAUGGCGAAAAGCAGUGUGUUUGCCAUGUGUACUCUACAGGGUCAAUGCUUUAUUGCUUGCUGACCAAAUUCGUUGUCAAGUAGCUGCUAGCGUUGGUUUGGGAAGGCAACAACUAUCAAAUGAUUUUGAGUGGCCACCAUUAGAUUUUGGUUGGAGUUUAGCUGAUGUUUUAAAGAAAUCUAAAGAAAAUGCUGCAAAAAAUGCACUUAAAGAGAAAGGAGAACCAAAAGAAAGUAGCAACGAUGAAAACAGUAUAAAAGCAGAUGAUGAUAAUAUUAAGGACAAAGUAGAAAAGCAAGACGGUGCUGUCAAUGAGGAUAACAGUGGAGAAGAAGAUAAAGAUCAAAAGCAAAAGUCUGCUAAUGAAAUACUUACAGAAGAAGAGAAGAAACUUCAGGGUGAUUGGAUGGAAAUAGGAACAUGGUCUAAUGAAAUGGCUAACCAACAACCUAAGACUUUUGAUUUGCCUAUAGAUGAUUUUGAUCCCAAUGUAGCACUUCCGUCAAACUUGACUCUUCUUGGUGAAGACGAUGAACUUAUGCAGUUGCAUGCAGGAGGCAGCGAUUGGGGGACAGGUAUUUGUGCUCGACGAAAGGACUAUGUUCGUUAUGGAUCUCCUAGUAGUUGGAUGGGUUUCGGGGGAAUGGGAGGAGGUUUUGGGGGCAUGGAGCAAGAAUUGGAUGGCUUUGAAAGUGAUGAUUCGUACAGUGAGCAAGGCAAUGAUUUUGACCAGUCUGACAGCAGUGAUUUGCAAGGCACAUCCGGUUUGCGAAUUGAAUUUAAGAGUGACAAUGUGGCAGAAGCUGUUGAAGAUGAACAGGAAGCUCAAAAGCGAGAACGUCGAAAUGCUGUGAGGUCUUCGGAAGCAAAUGGCAUGGAAAGUGAUAUUCCUUGGGACUGGGAUGAGAAAAGUAAAGACGAAGAUGAGGAUGAAGAACUAGAAGAUUUGACUCUGAAAUACCAACAGCAGUUUGAAAAUGCAACGAAAACUAAUGAAGAGCUGAUUCAUAAUAGUGGAAUUUUACUUAAUAAGAAUGAAUCUCUCACUAUUGCUAGGAAGUCUGCUCAGGGUACACAAGUUCCAAGUGUUUUUGUAGAAGUAAUGCCUCAGAAACUUGAUCGACGUCACAUUGACUUGACACAGCCUUUGACUCACAAUCAAGAAGCAGAUUUUAUUGCUGGAGAGUUUAUUAUCUUUAAGUCACUGAAAUCUGUGGGAUAUGAUCAAAAGCAACCUAAUGCAGACAGUGGAAUUUCAGAAGACGAAAUGUCUCGAACUUCUAGAACAGAUCCCCUUGGCUCCGAUUCUGAGGAUUUAAUGGAAAUGGACGAAUGGGAAGGAGGAGAUGAAGAAACCGAUAUAAUUAGCAAGUUCAGUUUUGAUGCCCAACCAGAUUUGAAUGGUCAUGCAGGACCAAGCCCCAGUAUCAUACUUCAGGCUCUCACAAUGUCAAAUGCCAAUGAUGGGAUUAACUUAGAACGCCUAGAAACAAUUGGAGAUUCAUUUCUGAAGUAUGCCAUCACCACAUACUUAUAUUGCACCUAUGAUAAUAUCCAUGAAGGGAAGCUGAGCCACUUGAGGUCCAAGCAGGUUAGCAACUUAAAUUUGUACCGGUUAGGACGUCGUAAAGUCUUUGGCGAGAGCAUGAUUGCAACCAAAUUUGAGCCACAUGACAAUUGGCUGCCUCCUUGCUACUAUGUUCCUCGUGAGCUUGAGCAAGCCCUCAUUGAAGCUGGAGUUCCUGCGAGUCAUUGGAACAGGGCUGAUUUACCUGCUUUACGGGAAAUGACACGAGAUGAGAUAUGUGCUCUAGUACGAGAAAGAGGAGAGCAGUUGCGAGCUAUUACUGAAGGAGAGGAAUUGACGCAUCCUACUGUUGCUUCUGCUCUUCUUACAGCUCCUGAAGGAACAUCAGUGGAAAGUCUUCCCUGUUUCAUUCCAUACAAUCUGAUAACUCAGCAUAGCAUUCCAGAUAAAAGUGUGGCAGAUUGUGUGGAAGCUCUUAUCGGAGCCUACCUUAUAGCUUGUGGUCCAAGAGGGGCCCUUCUUUUUAUGGCUUGGUUAGGAAUUUGCGUUUUACCUAAAGAAGAAGUAACCUUAUCUCAACAGACUGGUGAAAAUAGGAAAGUUGGCAGUUUGCCAGAAGUUAAAACGGAAGAAGAUGGAAAUGUUGUGUGGAAGCAGGUGCAGUAUGGAAGUUUAAAAGCUCCACGGUCUCCACUUUUGCGUCAUGUGUCUGAUCCAGAAGGAGAGUUAAAUAAGCUCUUGGAUGGUUAUGAAGCAUUUGAGAAACGCAUUGGAUACAGAUUUCGAGAUCGUAGUUAUUUAUUACAAGCUCUGACACAUGCUUCAUAUUCACCAAAUCGACUUACAGACUGUUACCAACGUUUAGAGUUUCUAGGUGAUGCUGUGCUGGACUACUUAAUUACCAGACAUCUCUAUGAAGAUUCACGGCAACAUUCACCAGGAGCAUUGACAGAUCUUCGGUCUGCUUUAGUGAAUAAUACCAUUUUUGCAUCUCUGGCAGUGCGUCAUGGAUUCCAUAAAUUUUUCAGACAUUUAUCACCUGGUCUUAAUGAUGUUGUGGAUAGAUUUGUUCGAAUACAAGAAGAAAAUGGACAUACCAUCAGCGAGGAGUAUUAUCUUAUUGAAGAAGAAGAAUGCGAGGAAGCAGAAGAUGUGGAAGUUCCUAAGGCUUUAGGUGAUGUUUUUGAGUCUGUAGCGGGAGCCAUAUUUCUGGAUAGUAAUAUGUCAUUGGAUGCUGUUUGGAGAGUUUAUUACAGAAUGAUGAAAGGAGAAAUAGAACAAUUUAGUACAAAUGUUCCAAAAUCACCUAUUAGAGAACUUCUGGAAUUGGAACCUGAAACAGCAAAAUUUGGAAAACCAGAAAAGUUGGCUGAUGGUCGCAGAGUAAGAGUCACUGUAGAAGUUUUUGGAAAAGGUACUUUUAAGGGCAUAGGACGAAAUUACCGCAUUGCUAAGUGUACUGCUGCCAAAUGUGCCCUGAAACAAUUGAAGAAAAAAGGGCUUCUCUCAAGAAAAAUGUAAUUAUUUAAGGAACUGAUAACUUCUUGUCAUGACAAUGUAAGUGCAAUACUACAACUGCUUAUUUCAAUUUUCUCUGUAGAAUGAGAAUGAUCAUGGUUUUAAACCAUAGUAAAGAAAUUGAAACUAUUAGUGUUUAUUCUCAUUGGCUAAAAUGGCAAAGAAUAAUUUUGUUGUAUAAAAAUGAAAAUUAUUAGUCAUAAUUUUCAUUUUUAUGUCUUUUUGCCAUAUUAGUCAUUAAUCUUGUGAUCCAACUGCAGGAUGUCAGUGUUGAUUAUUGAUAACUUUUAUUCAUAUCAUUGAUAAUUUUUAACAUGUGAAUCCAUUUCCACAAUUAUGUCACAUGGAGUUGUGUCCAAAUAUUACUGCUACCAGUAGUACAUUUUUUAAAUUUAAUUUAAUUGGUCUCUUUACUUCAAUCUUUUAGAUAUUUUGUAGAUAAGCAAGAUUUGUUCUUCUGAUGAAAAUGUUUGAGAUUGUGUUUUCAAAAAUUGGUGCACUGUUUUUGUUUUUUACUCCGCCUGCUAUAUCUUUCAUUUGCUCUUUAUAAUGAGAAAGUAAAAUCUAUUCAGCAUUUAAUUCCUAAAUAUUAUCAGUAUUAUAUUUUGUUGUGGCUGUGUUGCUCACUAAUAUGAAAAUACAUUAGCAGUUCUGGACUUGUAAGGUUCCAUGGCAUAGUCUCUUUUGUUUUCCUGUUUAGUUGAAUAGUUUUAAUCUUUUGUUAUAAUAACUCUUGUAGGUUAAUUUGAGGAAUGUGAUUAUUGGCAGAUUUAAGCUUUGUCUUAUGACUUGUGGAGUAAAAGCAUAUUUGCAAAAUUGCAAAAUACAAUUUUAUUGAUUGAAAUUAUCUUUUAAUGAGCAGAACACAAUGGAAUUAUGUGUUGUUUUCUUUGUUUAAAAUGAUAUUUGUAUUUGUUUUAAUUUUGUAGAAUACUCUUAUGAACUUGUAAACAAUCUAAUUAUAGAGAACGGAUAGUGUAUGUAUCCACAAUACAUUCUGAAGUGUUGGGACAGUCUUAUUUCAGAAUUUUACAAACUAAUAUCUUGUUUUUAAUGAGAAUGCUAGUGCAGAUACCUAGAUACUAAAGAGAGAGACAUUUCAAGAUUUGAAAUAAUGAUUAAUAAUGUUAUUACAAAAUCAUGCAAUGUACCAAUUUGCAAUCAAAGAAGCAAAGUAGAUUGUGGUAGUGGCGGUAUAUUUAUCCUCUCCUUGGAAAGAUUUUUAUGCAUAAAGAAUGAAACAUAUUUUAUUUACCUGAAAUCUGCCAAAAUCUUCCAUUAAUUAUUCAUAUGUAUUUUCAUACGUAGCAUUGAAUUCAGAAAUUUUGUGAAGUUCUGAAAUUUGUUCUACACUGUCAUUGUGGAAAUAAAUUUAUAUGAAUUACUAAGUGUAUACUGAAUAACAAUUUCAACAAUGAUCUAAAGUUUUUUGAUGUUUUUAAGUACAUAUAAUUCUUAUAAAUUUUCUUUCAAAGGACUUUAAUAUAUAUUCUCUAUUUAUUUGUAGUACUUUGAUAAUUUUUUUGAAGCAUUAUGAUUGUAUUUUGAACUGUGAUAUUGAGAAGCAUGCUAUGUGGUGUGAAUGAGUUCACUGGUGUACAUAGGUAGAGUGAUGACCUUAUGAUCAUUAACAAAUGUAGCAUAAGUAGAUAAAUUGGUCCAUAUAUUUCAACUUUAUUCCUUCUUAUAAAUUCUCAAGUUGAACAGAUCAAUGGAAAAUAUUUGAAAGUUAUUAAAGAAUGAUUUUUAAUAUUGUAUACCUUUCUCGGUGAAAAGUUGAAAGGCUCUAAACUAGAAUUCUUAAUGACAGCUGUACGUAAAAAAGGCAUUUUUAAAAUUAUUAUUUUCUACCUGUUGCAUUUGUUUUUUCAAAGCUCUUGUCCUCUGUUUAAAUAAAUUGCAAAAUGAGGUAGCUAGCUUUUAAAUUGAAAGAAAAAAAAGUAGCUCAAUAAUUUUGCUCCUCAAUAAUUGAACAUAAUUUUGAUUAAAAAUUAGAGCUAAAUGGAAAAUAUGUUUCUAAACCUUGUAGGUACACGUAAAUCAUAGUAGUUAUUAAUGUACACCAAUGAAUCUCAGACAUUAGCCUUGAAGUGUAAGCAUGCAAUUGUGUAGUUCAUCUAUGUAUUUAUUAUAUUUAUUUAAAAUAUUUGGAACUAUAUACUUCACAAUGUGGCUGUAACAACAUGCGUUAUAGUUUUGCAGUUUUACUUAUCUUGAAGAUUUCUGAAUAAUCAGCAGUUGGUGAUAUGGUAUUCAUAAUGUUAAAAGCCUGAUCAUAAAUUUGUAAUUGUUGUUUGCAAGAUUUCUUCAAUAGAGCAGAUUUUCCUCCCUCAAGAAUAGUCUAAACAGUUUGUUCUCAUAAUGAAUGCACAGAAGAGAAACAUUCAGUUUCACAAAGGUGCUGUUAAGUCCGUGCCAAUAUUUGUGUAGAUCCAUCCAUAACAUUCUUGUCAAAUCUUUAAACAGAUUUUAUUACACUGGCAACAUGUUUCUUUCAAAGUUAUCUUUAUUUAAUUUCUUUUAUUUUAAAGAAUUCUAAUAUUACAAUCACUUCUGUUCAGCCUGUUGAACUAAAAGCUAUGUUCUUUACUAGAAGAUUGUUGAAUUUAAUGAGGUAUGAGUAUUUUGUUUGUGUUUUCAUAUAUUCCUAUUGUACUAUGAAAUUUAUUAUUACAAUAUUUAACGUCCUAAUUAGUACAAAAAGCAUUAAUAAUUAAGUGGGGUUUUAGAUUUCUCUUUUCCAGUGGAGUACAUGUCUAGAAACAUUCUAUGAACAGUUAUUUAAUGCAUUGAAUGAUAUGAUUCGACAUAGUGUGUCAAGUUUUCAAUCAUGUAUCAUGUUUCAAGGUAUCAACUUAAAGAAUAUUUUGCGCAUGUGUUUUUAAUGACAGUAGAUAUGGCAUUUAACACCUUGGGCUAACAAAUUUUUAGUCAAUAUUGUGAAGGCAAUUCUCAAAAAGAUAUCCAAUUUCAUUUGUGUUAUCUAAACAAAUUUAAAAUAUUUUAAUAUUCUGUAUUUACUUGAAUAUAAGACAACUCUUUUUUUUUUACCAGAAAUUAGUUCGGAAUAACAAUUUUCAAAAACACAUUUCCUUAUUUAUAUAUUCAACGUAAAUUAAACUUCAUCAAUAUAUCAACUUUUUUGAAUAAUCAUCAUCAUUAUUUCCUGUGGUAAUAUUUUGUGGUUCUGUUUUUGUAAUUCUCUCAACCUACCAAUCUUAACAAAAGAUGUGUCAAAAGAAAAGAGAGGUAAUUUUAUCUUUAUAAAUAUUAAGGAUUUGUUGCGGUAACCUGUCUGAAUUAGGCAGACAAAUGCAAUCCAGGCACGAGUAUUUUCUCUCUCAGUUAUCUACAAAAUGAGAUAUUUUGGGACCUUCCAUUACAUUUUUUGGAGUUUGACUCCUCAGAGACAUCAGAAUCUCAUAUUGUAUUAAUACGUUUCUGUUAAUGUGUAGAAAUAAGAUGAACCCAGAAUUUGAAAGCUGGCAAAGAUUCUUGUCUUAUAUUCGGGUGUGUACAGUAUUAUAUGGAAAUAGAUAGGAAGAAAAUAUUCAAAGUGUUGACAUUUUCUUUCCCAACAGCUAGAACAAUCAAAAAUAUUUAAUCAUAUUUCACAACUUUGUAAAACUCUGUUUCUUGCCCUCUGAAUUGGAGAGAUCUGACAUUACGCACCUUCAUCAAAAUAUAGUAGAAUUUAUAUUCUUAGGAAGUAUGAGCUACCCUCACUAAACUAGAUGUUCAGGUAUUAAAAGUUCAGCUUACUUGUCUCUCUAAUAUAAUUUAUUUUUAAAAAAACAACUGUUUUACGAAGACAACUAGAUACAGUUCUAGAAAAAAUUGUGGAAUCAAUGGUGAAACUAUAGAAGUUGAAAUCAUGUUAGUAUUUUCUAAACAAAUCGAAGUACUAAGUGUAAUUAGCCUCACAUGCUGGUAUCAUCACUGAUCAGAAAUGGAAAUUACCUAUUUUAAGAAAGGAAACUGCUGAAACCGAAACUCUUUUGUGAGGCCUGCAAUUAAAACUUUUUAUAACUAAUAUUCUAUUGAAACAAAUAGUAAUAAGCCAUGCUUUUGGUAAUGACUUCAAUUAAUGUUGAGAGUACUGAUGAAAUUUAUAAUUUACUUUCAUCAAAGGUGUUACAAAUUUUAUAAUUCCAAAAAUAUCUUUCAGAUAGGUACUGGUUGGUGUAUUUGCUAAUGGAGUAUAUAAUUUCAAACAUUGUUUAUGAAUCCUUAGUAUGCAAAACACUGGAAUAGUUUCAAGAAAGAAAUUAUUCCAUAAAAUAAUAUUUAUUAUGGGAAACAUGCAAUAUCAACUCUGGAAGUGUGUGUUCUGCAAAAGUGACUUCAUUAUUGAAUAAGAUUCCAUUUUUUGUAAAAUGCAUGGGAACUAUUUGUGUUAUAAAAAUGAAAAUAUAAGUUCACUUGGCGAAUAUUUCCUGCAGCAAGAAUUGUUGUGAAAAUUGCAUGUUGUCAUGGCCAGAGGAAAAUGAUAUGACAAAAUGAUUUGUUAAAAUCUUAACCAUUGACACUGAUUGUGUUACAAAAGUAUUCAAAAUGAGCUGAUUUGUUUUGCUAACCUAAACAUUUAUUGACUGUCAGUUAUAACAUUUUAUAAGGGCUUUUUUCCCCCCUUUUGAAGCAAAUAGUGAAGGACAAAUUUAUGAGAGCGCAACUACUGAAGUUUUAUUUAAGAGCAGAUUUAAACAUUGGUACUGGAAGUACUAUAUGGCAAAUACAUUUUACCAAAAUCAUGUUUUGAAGUAGUCACAUCCAUACUGAAAAUGUGGGAGUGCUGUGUGUUCAGUAAUUAAAUGUAUAGAUAGUUUUUAAAAUAAUUGUGCGUUUUUCAGUUUUUCCUAUGGUAUUUUGUGCUCUAAAAGUAUACAUGAUUCAACCUGCCAUGAUUCAAACAUUCCAAUCUUAAACUACUGUCCUAUAAUUUUCUUAAUUGAAAAUAUCUGUAUUACUACAAUUUCAUAGUUGUAGUCUAUUGUAGUUGAUAACCCUUUGUAGAAUAGUCUGUGUGUAACAGUAAGAUACAUGGACCAAUACUUCAUGCUGUGUUAGGAAAGCAUGUUAAUGGAGAAUUAUCGAAUGUUGACUUAAAUGCUCAACCCAUGGUGUACAGAAUGAUUUAAAAUUCUGGCACGCAUUAUGUUAUGCAAAUUCUCUGUAUUUUAUAAACAUUAUGAUAUACAUUUCCUUCUUCCUCUUUGCUUCUUGUGGUAGAAACUUAAAACUUUCUAUAUUUCAUUUUCUUAUCUUAUAUCUUUGUAAUGUAAGUGUUUUUGAUUUUUCUUUUCUUUACUUAUCAUUUCUUAUUAAAACUAACUUUCUAUUUUAUUUCAAAUCUGCAGAAAGAAUGACUUAAUUCCCCCCUCACAGUACAAAUAAUUAACAUUGCAACAAUAAUUGAUUGGAGAGAAAAUCUGUGCAUUUGUGGAGCCAAUACAAACACCACACUCCAUCUUUAUUUCCUCUCCGAGAUUCAGAUUUAUCCUAAUAUUGUUAAAAACUUAGCACGUAUGUUUUGUAGCCACCAAUAACUGUUUAAAUUGCUUCUUUCAUUAUGUAAUGGUUAUCUUACAUGCUCCUCAAGAAACUUUCAAAUGAAUGAAGUUUAAUAUCGAAUUAUAAAGUUAGUUCUGGCAAAACUUUUUGAGUUUCAAAAUUAUUUCAAAUUUUACUAUGUUUUUGGUUUAAUAAACACAUAAAUUAGUUAUAACUUGUCUAAUAAAAUGCUUUAUUUUAUUAAAUCACUAAAAAAUAAUUUUAGGAAUUUUACUCAAAUAAAAACAGGUUUGUGUUAAUCAAUUGUUUAAUUCCUGGAAAUUUUAUGUAAGAAAUGACUUUAAUAUUUAGCACAAUAUAUACCCAACAUAAAUUCAAAUCAAAACAGCUUUAAACCAUUUCCCUUGCAUUUAGUUAUUAUUUAAUAGUCUAGAAGAAUAUUUAUACAAGAAAAGGCUUUGGACACAUUUCCUUCGUAAUAUUAUUUGGAUCUGUAAAUGAAUAACGUUAAUUUUAAUAAUUAAUAUUCUCUGAAAUUUAAAAAAAUUGAGGUCACUGAUUGCCAUCUUCUUCCUGACUUGUAAAUAUGUUUGAGAAAUAUAUGCUCUGUCGCAUUCUUGCCAUAGUAGCUGUUCUUCUGAAUAAUCAUUUAAUUUGCAAAAAUUCCAAGUGCCAAUAAUCCAAUUGCUGAAUAUUGCUGACAGAAUGGUUAUUGUACAAGGUAUUCUGUUGAAAUUGAGAGAAAUGUCAAUAUUCCCUCUGAGGAGACACGAUUGUUAACGAUUUUAAUGACUUGACCUGAUUACAAUUACACAGUUUUCAGCAUAUUUGCGGUGGUGACAACAGGCAACCUUUAGGGAGAACAAGAAACCCUUUGCUCAAUUAGCUUUGAAAUUUAAGUUUAUGUGAAGUCAGUGAUUGUAAUAUGCACAUAAUGGAAAAAUCUAAUUUUAUAACGUGAUUUUAAAAUCAGACCCAAUAAUCAAAAAUUGGGAGAUCUUGUACUGAUCUGCAGCAUGUACAGGAAUUUUCCCAAGAAUUUUAUUCUUGCAUUGUUUUUCUACACAUAUUUAAACACAAAAACCUCUUGGAAGUCAUGUAAUGAAUACCAAGCUUAGUUCACUUACUCUGUAUUUACUUGAUUAUAAAUGGAUCAUGUAAUUUUAUUGAGUUACAUGUCCAUAUUCAUAUUUUGAUUGGCAUGAAGAAGUUGCAACCAAACCUCUUGUUUCAUGUGCUUCCAAAUCAUUGUUAACAUAUCAGUAUAAACAUAUCUCUCACUUUGUUCGACUGCCUUUACAUAUUUUUAUUUAUACUUAAUAUUAUGUAUAGUUAUUUGACAUGAAGAGAGUUUGCAAUACAACUUGAAUUGUGCCAUGUUUCUUUUAUAUCUAGGACUUAAUUGAAUUAUUGAAUCUGUACUUGAAGCAUUCUUAGGCUCAAUAUUAGUAUUUUUUUGUGCGAGAGUUAAUUUAGUGAAUUUUUUUUUUUAUUAAUGGGCAUCCAGAAACCAAAACCUGUCAGACUUGGAUACAAAUAAAAGUCAAGACAUAAUAUG